Molecule: messenger RNA, 1697 nt
Organism: Westerdykella ornata
Lineage: Eukaryota; Fungi; Ascomycota; Dothideomycetes; Pleosporales; Sporormiaceae
Product: short-chain dehydrogenase/reductase
Exons: 1
Coding region: 283-1308 (341 amino acids)
Biological process (GO): secondary metabolic process
Source: RefSeq, a predicted model, not a curated record
UCUAAUUUCCAGAUAAACUGUGUAUCCCCGAUAUCAGACGCGGAAUCGGACGAAUUGCCCUCCGACUUUGGUGCGGCAUGAGCUAACUCUAAACUCCAUUAACCAAAACAAAAUAUAUAUCUAGACAGUUUCUUCUCCUUAGUCAAGUUCAACCCGGCAUCUCUCAUCCUCCAGCAUUUUUUUUACAAAAAGUAAAAAGCAUUGCUACUCCUGAUUCAAUCCAUAGCUUGAACAGAUAACAUCCUCUCACCCCAUCUCCAUCCACUAUCCCCACCCACCAAAAUGGUCGCCCUCACCGAAAUCCGCACCCACAACGCCAGCCUCACCUCCCUCGCCCCCAACCUCGUCGCCAUCUUCGUAGGCGGCACCUCAGGCAUCGGCCUCUCGACGGCCCGCGAAUUCGUCCGCAACACGACCUCCCCCCACAUCUACCUCGUGGGCCGCAACGCCACGGAAGCCGCGCGCAUCAUCCCGGAAUUCCACUCCCUGAACCCUUCCUCCAAAGUCGAAUUCAUCAAAUCCGACGUCUCGCUGCUGAGGAACGCCGACGACGUAUGCAGGCAGAUUGCGCAAAAGGAGAAGAAAGUGAAUCUGCUAUUCAUGACCAUGGGGUACUUCACCACGAAAGGGAAAAGAGACGAAACGGAGGAAGGUCUGGAUCGCAAAUUGGCGCUGCAUUAUUACUCGCGGAUGCGCUUCGUGCAUUCGCUGUCGCCGCUCCUGUCGGCCGCUGGUAACGACCCGGAUCCAAAGGCUAAUCUCUCCCGCGUGGUCUCGGUGCUGGAUUCCAGGACGGGCCGCAGCGCUUCGCUGGAUUUCGACGAUCUGUCGUUGAAGCGGAACUUUGGGUUGAAGAGCGCGGCGCAUCAUGCCUGUGGUAUGAAUAGCUUUGCGUUGGAGUAUUUCGCCAAGCAGCAUCCGCACACAUCGUAUAUCCAUGCCUCACCGCAGGCUGUAAUGACGAAUGCGGCGAGGGAGAUGGGCCCUGUGUACCAGGCUGUCUUGAAGGUCGCGGCGACGUUGAUGAAGCCCUUCUUUGUGGAUUUGGGCGAGAGUGGCGAGAGGCAUCUGUUCGCCGCUACGGCGCCGAGGUUUGCGCCUCUGGCUAGGGGGGACGAGGUCGAGGGCGUGGCGAGGGGGAGCGAUGAAGUCAUGGGGAGUGGGUCGUAUGCUGUAAACUGGGAUGACGAGGUCUGGGGGGAAAGUACGAAGGCGGCGGAGCAGAGGAAGGCCGGGGCUGUGGACAAGAUUUGGAGGCAUACAGAGGAAGUGUUUGGCAAGAUUUUCGGGAGUGAGGGGAAGUAUUGAUGCACAAGGUGGAAUGAAUGGCGGCGUAGAGGUCUCUGAGUAAUGAUACCACUUCUUUGUGAAGGCGGCCAAAUUGGUUUUGGAUUAUAACAUAAAUAGUUCACCGGACGGCCAAUGUAGCAUGGCCGCUAUCUUCCUUCGAAUAUAUCAGCCCACUUCUUUCCUUGCAAGUAAAAGUAAGAACAAUAAGCCGUUGAUACAGAUUCGCCGAUAUGGGCUGAUCCGUACCUGCAAGGGACUUUCCGUUUUGCGUCAAAAUCCUUUGCGGAAAACCACCAAGUCACAAAGCUCGCUGAAGCUCAAAUCGGGAUCCCCUCGGCUUAGACCACGAGUAACUGCGUGAACAAAUAUAUUAGAUAGAUAUCAAUGUCUCGUUGAAUUUCGCAUAA